This is a messenger RNA of Catharus ustulatus (Swainson's thrush), 1239 nucleotides long. It is a transcript of the gene RHEBL1, whose product is annotated as RHEB like 1. The record is from RefSeq and is a predicted model, not a curated record. Bases 1 to 963 code for a protein of 320 amino acids. The transcript is spliced from 5 exons. NCBI's taxonomy places the organism in Eukaryota, Metazoa, Chordata, Aves, Passeriformes, Turdidae.
AUGCGCGACCACCACGUGGCCACGGCCCUUCCCUCCGUUUUCAUGAAUGGAGAGCCCGUUCGGCCAACGCACAUGCGCGACUGGGAAGCCCCGCCCCCUCCGCCCGGCUCAGCCAAUGGGAGUGCGCGGGCGGUGUUGUGGUCACGUGCGGCCGCCGGUGUAGUGGCGGCGGCCCCGCCCCCCGGCACGGCGGGCGCUUUUAUUGCGCCGUUUGCCGCACCCGCCCGCGCCUUCCCGCGGGUCGUGCCGCCCGUCCGGGCCCGCAAAGUUCUCAUCCUCGGCUACCGGAAAGGGGUUCCCGUCUUUCUGUCCGGCUCUAUCCCCUAUCGCGGGGUGAAGCCGGGACCACCCAGCGGUGUUGUUUUCCCCCACCCCGGUAAAAUAUCCCUGGCCCAUCAAUUCGUGUUGGAAAAGUUCGUGCAGUGCUACGAGCCCGGGAGGAUGGUGGUGGUGGGCAAGGCUGAGUUCCACGGCUGGGCAGGUAAUGCUGGGGCAAUUUGGGGGGUCUGGGGGUGUCGUGGGGAUGCUGGGCUGCCAGGCACCCCUGCCACCAGUUUUGUCCUUCCUCCCCACCACCAGGACGAGUACACUAUCCUGCCACACUCCAUCAUCACCAUCCACGGUUACAUCCUGGUCUGCUUGGUGACAUCCCUGCGGAGCUUCCAGGUGUUCCAGACCCUCCACAAUGAGCUGCACAAGAGCCAAGGUGCUGUCCCUCCCAGAGAGGGGGCCCAGGGUGAUGAAGGGAAGAAGCUGGUGGAGUCAUUUGGGGCCAUUUUCCUCGAGUCUUCAGCCAAGGAGAGCCAAGUUUGGGGGGCAGAGCCCACCCGGCGUUGGAAGGAGGGUUCCCAGCGUGCUGGCACUGAUGUCCCCUUGUCCUCAGGUAUCUUCGUGAAGCUCACUGAGGAGAACGACGAGGUGGACAAUUCCUAUGGCAGAUCCACCUGCUGCCACCGGAUGUGAUCCCUGGGAUGGGACAGAGCCUUCACCUCGACCACAGCAGUGCCUUUGGGGAGGCCACGUGGUCCUGCUGUGGUUCUGAACCCCUCACUUUGCACAGACUGUGGGGCUCACGGGGGGCUGGGGGGUUCUGUCCCAGGCAGGAGCCCCUCAGUUCAUCACUGCUAUCCCCCACAUGCACAAGAACAGGUCGGGGCCGUUCCUGCUCUGGCAGCCAGGGCUGAAUGCGGGUGUUGUUCCCAGCGUGGGGCCGCAGCCUGGCUGGGCAGGACCCGUGGG